Molecule: messenger RNA, 997 nt
Organism: Sodiomyces alkalinus F11
Lineage: Eukaryota; Fungi; Ascomycota; Sordariomycetes; Glomerellales; Plectosphaerellaceae
Exons: 2
Coding region: 119-964 (281 amino acids)
Source: RefSeq, a predicted model, not a curated record
AGCUUAUCCAUCAAGCCAUCAGGCCAUCACUAUCUUGUCGUCCUAAUCCAGGGAAACAUCAUCCUCUUCAUCGCCUUCAACGUCUCCUCACACUGCCCGCACUGCAAGAUCGAUCGAAAUGUUCAACCUCUCGGAGAACUCGAGGCUCCGUGGCUCAGGCCACUUAAUCCUCAACGUCUUCCGCGCCUGCAACAUCAUCAGUCUCCUGGCCGUCUGCGUCGCCACAUGGGUCAUGAUCAUCAUGUCCGGCCUGACAGGAAACUUCUUCUUCUUCGAGGCCGUGUCCCACUUCUUCACCUUCGUCGUCGCUUCCUUCCUCAUGUGCUCCGAGCUCAACCUCUUCAAGCGCUACUUCGCCCGCCACUGGCCCGUCCUCUCCCCCUACCGCGGCCUGACCUGGCUCGGCAUCGCCAUGAUCGUCAUGGGCUGCCACGUCCUCGGCAACCUCAACCGCCGCUCCGUCACCCCCGAGGUCAUGGGCGGCCACUUCUGGCGCCUCGUCCUCGCCGCCGGCAUCCUCUGCGUCACCUUCGGCUUCUUCAACAUCAUCUCCUCCGUCAUCUUCCGCGACUCGGACAACGGCAUCACCGCCCGCAACAUCCGUGCCGACGGCGCCAUCGCCUCGCCCACCUCGGGCGCCCCGACCUUCAACGACGCCUUCUCCGCCCGCAGCGGCUCCUUCCGCAGCAACCCCUCCUUCCGCAACGAGAAGGGCUUCAAGCGCCUGACCCAGCGGUUCAUCAAGCCUUCCUGGCCCGGCGCGAAGCCCAAGAUCGGCAAGCCUAUGCCCGCCAUGGACGACGACGACGACGUCGAAAGGGCCAGCAACAAUGACGCGAGCAUCUAUCCUGUUCCCGACCGCAGCCCCAUCAUGCCGGAUGUUCCGCGCCCGCCUACUGCUUUGCACCCCAUCAACCAGCGGAUCACCACUUACAGUGAAGCCCAUCAUCUCAACCGCUUCUGACAAAGGGGACCCCCAAAGGAAAAAAUACAAAUU